GGAAUAGUAGCCAUUUUACGUGGAUAUCCCGUUCAGUGUAAGCAGUAGUAUCGGCGUGAUUAUUGCAAAAAGUCAAAAUAAUCGUGGUUCGGGAUAUUUCUGUUUUUCGAAAUGCGUUAGAAAAGUGCGAUUACCACUGUCGAUUCGACCAAGAUUUGUUGCGCUUAUUGACUGGGAACGCAACAUCAUGAUGUCGACAAAGUCUAAGGAGAUAGCCGACGAAUAUAUUUCGUCGUUGUCAGACUUAACAAUCAACAGCAAACCUUUGAUUAAUAUGCUCACUAUGCUGGCAGAGGACAACAUUGAACAUGCAUCAGCAAUCGUUCAAGCUGUUGAGAAUCACCUACAAAAGGUGAGAAGCGACAUCAAAUUACCUGUUCUUUAUUUGAUCGACUCUAUUGUAAAGAACGUAAACGGAGCGUAUUUAAAUCUUUUCACACAAAAUAUUGUCAACACUUUUUGCGGAGUCUUCGAAAAGGUGGACGAGAAUACGAGAGCUAGUAUGUGGAAACUGCGACAAACGUGGAACGAUGUAUUUCCUGCAAAGAAAUUGUUUUCUUUGGAUGUACGGGUACAAAGUAUCGAUCCUGCCUGGCCGAUCACUGCCUCUCCUACUAGUGUUUCUUCGGGAUCUAUACACGUUAAUCCUCGGUUUUUUUCAAUGCCCCCGCAAUCAACAACAUCAAUUGUAGCACAACCAAUUGUAGCACCUGUUAAGCUGCCUCCAGGUGAUCCUGUAACACCAACGGAAGCAGCAAUGCGGGAACAAUUACUAAAGAAACAACGAGAGCUAAUAGAAUUACAAAAGAAAAAGAUUGAAUUAGAAUUACUCCAGGCUAAGGCAAAUUUAGAGCAGCAACAACGACAACUUGAUAAACAAGCUGGAAAUUUAAAAGCAGAAUUGGUUGCAGCCACAACACACGUUACAGCAGGCAUGGAAACUAUCACGCAAGGGAAACCUGUUGCACUUAACGUGCCAUGUCAAACAUCAAAACCAGUAACAAAACAGUUUCCGGCAGCAACUGCUUCGCUUCUGAAAAAUGCAGGAACGAACAAUGGGCCACGAAUUGCACCAGCUAGUAGUAUAGCAGUAGCAUCAGCUAAACCUGUGUCACGUGAUCCAAGAUUAAAGACUACUUCAACUCAAGAUUUAGCAGCUUCAAGCGUGGACCCUCGGCAGCGAAUAAGUACACCAAGUCAAAAGGAUACCCGGGGUGAAGGCCAAACCCAGCUAGCGGCAAAUACAAACACUGUACUUUCAGAUCAAUUAAAACAGCAGUUACUUUCGAAACAGGCUGUGACUAGCACUAUCAACAAGUCUUCGACAAAUCUUGCCGGCUCCGAUACUGCGACGAUAAACGCUAGUAAUAACAAUAAUGCUAAUACGAACCUCAUCAAUAAUAAUAACAAUAAAAAUUUCAGUGGUAACGCAAAUAAAGAUGCUGUGUCGCAUCGAACAAGUCAAAAGAAAGACCCUCGAUUGUCUAGUAAUAGUAGUGGUAACCUAAACAGUAAUAGUUCCAAAGGUUCUCAAAGUCUAUCUGUGGGUAGUAAUAGUUCUUUAACGUUAUCUACGAGUAACAGAGGAGGUGGGAGUAACGAUUCCAAAUCGAAAGACUCGAAGAGUUCGAAUUCACGGAAUUUUUCAUCUUCGACAAUCGAUAAAUCUUCCACUUCCUCCAAAUCCUCGCAUAGAAAGAUAGGUAACAAAUCGCGAUCUAAACAACCUCAGUCAUCUCCGAAUAAGAUACCGAAAGUUGACAGAGACGUCAGCCCUGUUAGGUCCAAAUCUCGUGAAAAAGACAGUGGAGACAGUUCACCAUCCUCGCGUACCUCUCCUCAGUCCUUUCAAACCUCUAAAAACCGAAAGAAGAAUACCAAAUCGAGAAAGCGCAGUCCAAGCCCUCCGUAUAGAAUUCCCAGGCGUAACGAUGCAAAAUCUAAUUCAAGUCUAAGCAGUUCCGGUGGUGUCACUGAGGAGGAGCAAUCUGGUUCAUUGAUAGUCUCUCCUCCUCAUCCACCUACAUUUAAAGAAAUUCGACCGAAUGCUAGACAACGAAAUUACGUAAGGCGAAACAAGGACGACAGUCUUAGUCCCGAGCGGUCUCCGGUAAAUACUGGAAACGCUCAAACUUCCGUGGAGCCAACAUUGGAAUCGUCCAGCAAAGAUGAAGAUUUGAGAUCAACGCUAUCUCUUCCAGGUGCAACUGCUUCUGUACCGGAAAAGAAAGAAGACUUAGAUUUGCGCGUGUUACCGCCGCCAGUUAAUGCCAACAAACGACAAAGCUCGGAACACAUGGAAUCAUCUUUAAUGAAAAAAACAAAGGCCGAAAAAUUUGAUGCAUUAUUCGGAAAUGAAGACGUUGAUCUGCGAACGUUAACUCAUCCUAAAGCAGGACGGCCACCCACCCCACCUCCACCCGUGAUAUCGGGUGAAGAUGGUAAAGACGGUUGGGCAAAGUUAAAAACGCCAUCGAAAAAUGACAGAGAAAAACAAAUAGGUAAUCCUGACGACAAAAGAGACAGCAGAGAUCGUAACAGAGACAGAUUGGGUAGGCUUAGGCUUUACAAUAAACUACCGGAUGAUCCUAAAGAAAGGAGAAGGACACUGUCGAACGAAGAUCAAGAUAAUAGACCAGGACGACGAGGGCGAGAGAAUGAUAAACCCGAAAGAAACGAAGAUAGAAAUAUCGAGAUAAUAAUGAAACAAGCCGCCGAACAAUUGAACCAAGGUUCGAUAACUAAAACACAAUAUAAUACUCUUAUACAGGAGGUUUUACACAUGAGCGAAGAUCGCAAAUUAAGAGCUGCGCAACGAAAAGAAAAAGAGGUAGGUUCUAUCGUUUGGGAAAAAGGUGUGAAUUUGGAUAUGACUGGUCCAGGAGAUCGUGCACCCACCUUCAGUCCUUCGAACGAUAAAGAAGUAAUGAGAAGUAAAGAUCAUCCUAUUCCAAGAAAUCCUAAUGGUCCAAGAUGGCAAGGUCAGCCAUGGCAACAACCAGGACCAUGGGCUCAUCCACCAGGACCACCAUACGGACCGCAAGGACACUUUAACUCGGAACUCAGGCCUGUCGGCCUCUGGCAAAAUCCAAGACACUUUGGUCCGAUACGGCCUGAUUAUCAGUAUCACGGCGGUUUCAAUCAUAAUCUCGGCCCAAAUCCUCGUUUGGGACCUGGAAUGAUGGGACCUAUGGGACCUAAUGGGCCACUUAUGCCGAAUCUUUUGCCGAAUGGCCCAAUCGGUCCGAUGGGUAUGCCUAAUCCAUCUAUAACGUUACCAGGAAUUAACGGACCUGGAAUAAUGAUGAACAACGGACCAAUGUCGAAUCUUUUGUCCAAUCCAAACAUCACUUCCUUGAACGCCCCACGAAAUCUAUCGCCAAACUCGUCCUCGAAAUAUGAUUCCGAAGAUGCCGAUCAAAAUUAUACUACAAUGAUGAAAAGUCAAAAUCCUCAUAGUCGUGAAUUACCACCGCCAGAUCCGAAAUUAUUGGACGAAAUCGCGAGAGAUACCAUGAAAUCUAUAAACAUUGAUAAUAUACCACGUGAAAUUCGAUAUUACGGACAAACUGGCGUUGUUUUUAUGAACUGGGACGAUCCUAGAGAAAUUGGAUUCCAAGAUGGUAUAAGACGAAUUUUAAUCGAUGACAAGGACACUAUCACUUGUGCAUUUAACGAUCAAUACAAAGAAUUUAUGUACGAAGGUGAAGUUCAUAGAAUUAAAUUAGGUGCUCCUACAAGAGAACUGUACGUCGAUGACCGAUGGUACGAGUGUUAUUUUGGUGGUAUGCCGGUAACGAUAGAUCUUGGUGGUAAAAAAGUUAGCGUGAAAUUGGAAGGGCCUCCGCCUCAAGUAAAAAUUGGUACUGUAAAGAGAACAGACUUGGUAGUUGCCAAAAUAAAUCUUAUCAUUAAUGCGCGAAAUAUGGUUCCCGUCUUUUUGGAUGCGAAACCACAAAUAUUCGAAAUCGAAGGAAAGCCCCAUACACUCGAGUUUAUAGACUCGUUGCAAACAGUUCUUUUGAAUGGGCGUCCAUUUAAAGUCGAAUUCGGAGGAUUGCCAAAACCUAUUAUCGUUAGGGAUAAGAAACAUUUUAUAAGAUUUUCGGUAUUGCCAAGAGGAGUUCGUCCGGGAUACGUUAAGAUCGCAGGCAUGAGAGGCGAAGAACCUAUCGAGUCACCACCUACUCCGCCUCUCUUAACGCAAAAACCAAAAGUAGAUACAACCGCUGCACCGACGCAAUUCUCGUCCGUCGAACCAGAAUCAACAGAAUCCCAAGACGGUUCUGAUCUUAGAUCGACUCCUAAACCGGAUUUACAAUUAGACAUGUUAUCUUCGGUUUUGCCAUCUGCAAUGGCGCCAGCAUCCGGAUUGUCGUAUCAAGCCGAGCCAGCUGAAAAUACAACGGCAGCCACUCCAGCGUUAUCUUUACCAUUGAAUAUGAACGAGUUGUUCCAGAGAUUGGUCGAGACUGGUAUCGUGCCGAACCUUUCCGAGCCAAAGAAACAAGAGGAAGAAGAAAAGAAAGAACCCGAAAUUAUUCCUGUUUCAUUCGAUAAACCAGAGACACUCAAAGUUAAACAACCAGCUAUCUCGGCAGCAUUAUACAGCGGUAUGCAGUGUAGUUCCUGCGGUGCUAGAUUUGCUCCUGAACUAGCGACUCGAUACAGCCAUCAUUUGGAUUGGCACUUCAGACAGAAUAGGCGAGAAAGAGAUUCCGCGAGGAAAGCUCAUUCGCGACCUUGGUACUACGAUGUUAGCGAUUGGAUACAAUUUGAAGAAAUCGAAGACCUGGAAGAUAGAGCACAAAGUUGGUUCGAAACGGAAAAACAAACGGCAGAUACGGAAGGUAUUGCUACGGAAGAUUCUCCUCAAGAAACAUUGCUACCUAGCGUUCCUACUGGAUCCGACGAGGAUUCCAGGUGUCAAGUGUGCCACGAUGCAUUUGAACAAUUUUACAACGAAGAGAAAGAAGAAUGGCAUUUAAGACCUGCAAUUAAUUUCGAAGACAAGAAUUAUCAUCCGCUAUGUCUCGAUGACUACAAGGAAAAGAGUCUUGUGAGAGCAUUGGAAAAAUCUGCGUUAGCGCUUGAGGAAACAAUUGAGGAAAUGGAAGAUGAAAAGAAGGAAAGCAUCGAUGAAAUACUUGCAGAAGAAAAUAAGACUGAGGAAUUAAGCGCUGGGGAGUCAAAUUCGGAAAUUGAAACGAUAGAUGCUCCUGAUGAAAUAAUAGAAAAUAACGUGGAACAAGUUUCUGAAACCGAAAACAAAGGAGAAGAAGCUAUGGUGGAAAAUAACGCAGAUAUCAAACACAAUGACAAAGAACAAGAUUUAAAAAACAAUAGCGAGGAGGUGAUUGACGCUGAUAACGUAGAAAAAGAGAUCGCGGCCACGUCAACGGCAAUGGAGACGGAAACAUGCGAAACAGAGAACAUGGAUAAAUCUUUCGAAAACAUUAAAAUUAAAGAAGAGCCAAUUGAUGAGCCCGAGGAACAAUUAGAAGAACAGCAAUUCGAUUUUACUAACGUAGAAGUUAAAGAAGAACCUGUAGAACCGGAACCAGACCCCGAAGAGAGUGUCAUUACCGAACCUGCAACAGCUGAUACGACGUAUGCCGCUGUCAAGAGUUCUAUCGAUGGAAAUGUAGAAUUAGAUUCUACACCUGCAGCCAUUCCGGCAGCUCCAUCGCGAAUUAAAAUUAAUAUCACAAAACCGUUGAGUAUCAAUAAGGAACCAGAAGAAGCAAAGGAAAAACCUGUAACCGAGGCACCCGUUGAAGAAGCAGUAGAACCUUUGGUGCCUGCUUCUAUAAAACCUGCUUUGCAAGGUAGAAAACUCUCAAACUUACCCCCCGUGGAAAGAGGCCAAGAAUUAUCAGGACUCUGCUCGAUUAUGUAAAUAGUACCUGUAAUAUAUUUAAAAUACGUCUGCAUGAAAGUCGUAUGGUUCGAAUGUUUUUUGUGUUUAGCGCUACUUAAAACUAAGAAUCGAUCAAUAAUGUACAUCACAUUUUGUGCAACUUAUACGACCUGAUGCGAAGUGUUUGAAGAAUUCAUCCUUUUUUCUUUUUUUUAAUCGUAUGAUCAUGUUUCUUUUCUUCUUUACAUAUUUUUCUUUCCAUUUUGUAUACCUGUUUUUACUUGUCUACCUUUCGACUGCCAAUACGGUAAGAAAAAUCAGUUACAUCCUCUUCACUUUGAAACAUCACGCCGUAUAAGUUAAAGCGUGUGUUUUAAUGUAUGAAAGUGUAAGCGUAUGCGUGUGUUUAGCUUUUGUUAAUUUUAAUUAAGGCGAAAAGAGAAUAAGAACUGUACAUAGUUAAUGUAAUCAAAACGAUUUAAUUAGAGCGAGAUAGCGUAGUAGCAUUCCCAACACGAAAAGUGCAAUCGCAUUUUGUGACACAAGGAUGUCAGAAAUGUAACACUGACGUGCACAAGACUAAUUAAGAAUUUCAUACCGUUUGUACUUUGUAAAAAUAUUCGAAUGGUACUCGAUGCAUUGUUUUCUAGAUAUAUGUCGUCUCUGUUUUGAUUUUACAAAACACAAAGACGAAGUCCCGCAAGAAGUAACGUGAAAUUACCCAAGUCUAUUAGAUAUACUAUACAACUUGUGUGAUAUAAAAUUGUUGAUUAUAAUGUAUAUAAUAUCAAUACUAAAAUAAUCGUGAUGAUAAUGGGUAAGGAAGAAAAACAGUUACUACUAGAGGAUUAUUUUGUUGUAUAAAAAAAAAAUAUUGUUGAUUAUUCGGGGUC
Molecule: messenger RNA, 6753 nt
Organism: Hylaeus volcanicus
Lineage: Eukaryota; Metazoa; Arthropoda; Insecta; Hymenoptera; Colletidae
Gene: Pcf11
Exons: 17
Coding region: 188-5899 (1903 amino acids)
Biological process (GO): termination of RNA polymerase II transcription
Cellular component (GO): cytoplasm; mRNA cleavage factor complex
Molecular function (GO): RNA polymerase II complex binding; mRNA binding
Source: RefSeq, a predicted model, not a curated record